CGACUCAAUUAUGGGGGCACCGUCGUCAAAAGAGAAUAUGCGCCUCUCGAUUCAAGUCCAUGCUGACUCGUUUAUCAAUAUCGGCUUCAAACCAAUGCCAGUCUUUUACGGUACUCUCGAGCGCCCUAUUGUCAUCCGCGCGACAGUGACGCUGGAGACAGAUGUAGAAUGUAUCGGAAACAUUGUCGAGAUCAACUACAAGGCACAAGCAUCUUACCGGGCACCUAGUACGAGUCUUUUAGUUCCGAUUGCAGUUGUGUUAUGAAGCAAGAGCCUAAAGGCUAAUGUCUGCAGCAAAUCUUUAUAACUAGUCCGAACUUGCUACACCGUCUAUGUCGACAGUGAUCAAUUUAUGGAAAGGAGGCGCUGGAAUACCGACUUGAAGCACCCAAAAGAAGGAAGAGUGGCUGCAGGAAAGUACAGCAGGCUCGUCGGGUCCACGAUCGAUCCGCUCUGGCCAUCCUCAGCAAGGACAACACAACACAAUGAGGGCUACGGCUGGGUCAAGUACAGCUUUGAGGCGACAUUCAGCAAAUACACCAUGGGCGCUCUUGCACCAAUUUUGACGGAUACUCAGGAGGUCUGGGUCCUCAACUCAGCGCUCCUUCCUGAUACACAAUUGAGAAUCGAGCGACCAUUCGUCAAUCAGAAUACCUGGGAUGGAAUGAAAAGCAAGUCUUCACCUCUUAAGCUGACAUUGCCUUCGUCGACCUUGAUGAUGGGCCAAGUCGUGCCUGUGACCGUUCGCAUGAGCGAAUUGAAGUUUAAGAGCAAGUACGUAGGGCAACUGCCUGUCGUGCUGGCAGCAUAUUUUGCAUUGAAGCAGAACGUUGUGGGACGAGCGACCGCGCACUCCAUUAUCUGGAAGUACUCAGAGGAUGUAAUGACGCUACCGAUGAAGGAUGGAUGGCCCCGCUCUACAGAUGGCUGGGAAAGAACGGUGCAUUUGACUAUGCCGACCAGCCCAGAUGUGGCAGCGGACACCAAGUCAAAGUUCAUGGAUAUCUCGCACUCGUUGAAGUUAGUGAUGAAGAUAAAGGCUGAGAGGCAGAACGACCUCCAGGCAAAGGAAUAUUUAACCAAAGGUACUAGUGAUCCUGAAAUUUCUUUGGGUCUGAAGUAUGAAGAACGUAAUAUCGACACCUUGUAUUUGUUGCUUUUUCAAAAUAGUGGACGUCCAGAUUUUAGUACCACGAUAUACUCCCGGAGGAAGCGAGGAUGUCCUACCAGUCUAUUCAUUGUCCAGCGAAGGCAUAUCUGGCUCCCCAGCGUGUGAAAGAGUUUAAGCUAACGAGAUCAAGACCUAGUUUCCUCUCUAUUCGUUUAUUAAACCUACAGUUGUGUGCUGUUUUGAAAUGCACACUCUUUGUACCUAUUUCACUAUAAAAUUUCGAAAUGACAGUUCGACUCCAAUGUUAUCAUCCUAAUAAACAGGCCUUGGAUGCGCCGUUGCUUUUGUC
Gamsiella multidivaricata is the source of this 1460-nucleotide messenger RNA. RefSeq lists its product as uncharacterized. The transcript has a single exon. NCBI's taxonomy places the organism in Eukaryota, Fungi, Mortierellomycota, Mortierellomycetes, Mortierellales, Mortierellaceae. The coding region runs from base 353 to 1276 and encodes 307 amino acids. The record is from RefSeq and is a predicted model, not a curated record.